Messenger RNA from Funneliformis geosporum, 3120 nucleotides. NCBI's taxonomy places the organism in Eukaryota, Fungi, Glomeromycota, Glomeromycetes, Glomerales, Glomeraceae. The record is from the annotation of a GenBank genome assembly.
AUGGAGCAUUCGAAUCCGGAGUCACGAUUUGACAUCGAGACGUUUCCAGAAUAUUUUCCAAUUCUUGAGGUAGAUAAUAAAUCUAGACUCAUUCUAAGGCAUUAUAAGCCACGUAAUAGAUCCUUUUCUGCACCAGCUGCUCCACAUGUUCAACAAGGUAUUCAGGAAGACGAUCGGAAAGUCGAUCACGAUUUUAUUAUUCUUCACGAUCCUAAACUUACACUCGAAACCCUUCAAAGAAGAAUAAGUCUUACUCGAAAUGGUGAUCAACUACGAAGGUACUCUAUGUCAGAUCCGCGCGGCCCUUUACGUGGUUAUGGUAGGCGCAUUAAUGGAAAAAGACAACGAUAUUUGAAGUCAUUACAAAUAUUAAAAUAUGAGAGCGAUAAUAAUGCAAAUCAACCAAAGGAAGCUUCAAUAUUUAUAUCUCAACUUGAUAAAUUCGUAACAGAAGGUCAACUUCGGGUACAAUUUGAGGAAUGUGGAAAUAUAAUUUAUUGCAAAAUUGAAAACGUUCCAAUUCACAAUGAUAGUCUCGGACUAGCUAGAUUAACUUUUUAUGGAGAAAAUAACGGUGAUGCAUUGAAUUCGGCUAGAGAUUCAAUAUUCAAAUUUAAUGGAAAAUCAUUAUUUAAUGGUCCACCCAUAAAAUUAGAACUUGAUAAUGAUGGUUCAAAAUUAAAAACGGCCGUUAAUACGAUUAUUGCUGAAAGUCAGCAUUCAUUAGAACACUCUGUAAGUAACAAAAUAAGCGAGCCGUCACCGUCACCAUUACCUGAUGACGAUAUGGAAAUAGGAGAUGCACCAUCACCACCUGCUGUCAUUGUUUCAGUCCUCGUCACUAAAGUCCAAAGUAUAUCACAAACUUCGGUACUAUUUGAUAAGGCCAAGAGGAAGGUUACACUUUCGACUUCUAAUAAAACUCUUGCUAGAGACUCGCACGUUUCUCCUGAAAGGAUUGAACAAAAGAUCGAAUUGCCACCGAAAAGACCGAUCGACGAUGAUAAGGAGGAAGGUGAAAUUGACUCAAACUAUGAAGAGGAGUCAUAUGGACCUGCUAGUGGACUUUCAUCAUCUAGGGAAAAAGGAAAAUGGUUUGAAAGAUAUUCUCUUGAUUCAAAUGCGCAACAUUUGGAUUAUAGUAUACCUACGGUUGUCCCCUCUAAGCGUUCUUAUGAUCAAUACAUACCUGAUUAUAGUAAUGAUCGUAAUAGACAUUUAAAUCAAGAAAGGAGAAGGCGUAAUUCUUCUAGAGAGAGGUUUAUUAGAAACAAUCUUACUGUGGAGAGAAGUCGUAGCCGAAGUCGAGGCAGAAGUCCUAUCGGAAGCAAUAUUCAACAAAGGAGUCGCGAUCGUGAUUAUGGACGCAGUCGUAACCAUGAACCAAUUCGUAAUCGAGAUCGCGAUUCAAUUCAAAGUUAUAAACGCGAUAGUUCUCGUAGUCAUGAUCGUGAUAUGUCUCGAGCUCAUGAUCGUUCUACCACUCGUGAUAAUAUCUAUCGUAGCAAUGAUCAUGAAAUGAUUCGUAGUGGUCGUGAAACUCAUGUUGGUGAUAAGAAAGAAGAAAAGAAAAUCAGCGAGACACGUGAUUACUGGGCAGAAGUCGAUAAGAAGUUCGAUGGUCCAAAGAGUUCUUCGGAGUUUUCGUCUAGAGAUCACACGAAAUAUAGGAAACGAUCACAACUUAAUAAAGAUAACUCAUCAAAAUUACAUUCCUCGGCACAAAGGGUUAGUACGUCAAAGGUCGAGUCUAUUGAUAAUUAUACAAAUGUUAAUAGAUUACCGAAACUUAAAAGUUAUCCAAGUAAACCACAACAAAGUUCAAGACCUUCUGAAGGUUAUAGAAAACCAAAUAUAAGUGACUGGGAUUAUUCAUAUUCGUCAUCAUCUGAUUCCUCUGAAACCAGUGCGCAGAAGAAAAAGAAAGCACAAGAUGCCAAAGGAAAAUUACUUUCAAAGAAUAUUAUUUCUUUAGCGUCAAACAAGGUUGAAAACAAUAAAAAGGUUGAAAAUGAUGAAAAGAAACAGGGUCUAAGUCAAGUGUUGCAACAAAAGAAAUCACCUCAAAAGCCAGUUUUAAAAUCAAACGUUCGGAGUGCUUCUGAAAACAGUAUAAAAUCUAAGGUUGCACGCAAGUCAAAGAAUGUUGAUUUAACGAGCGACAGUACUAUUAAAGAGGCUGAUAAUUCUAUAUCUGAAUCCAGCGCAAAAGCAAAAACUGUUCGUAAACAAAAGAGCAUGAGUACCUCUAAUAACUUGGAAGUUUCUCAGGACGUAAUGAAACAAAAUCAAAGUCGUAAAUUAAAAGAAACUGUCAUAACAGGUGUAAAAAUUCAACAAAAUAAUGAUGAUAUUAGACAAAUCAUACAUCGUUCUUCAAAUGAUCUAGCUAGUUCCGAGGCUAGUGAUAGCUUACUGAAUAAUGAUGGUGAGCCCAUAGAAUGGUCCGAAAAUGAAGAGUUUACUAUACGUGUAGGUGAUCACGUUGAAUCUUUUAAAGAUUACGCACCAGAUGAUGGACCUCAUAAAACCGGCUGCGCUCGAACUGAAGGAUAUUAUAAAAUACCUCCGGAAGAAAAGCGCAAAUACGUGGCAUAUGGCAUACCCGGUACUUCUUAUGCAACAGAUAAAGCACCGGCUCCGAGUUCGCGUGCAUCACGUGCAAAACGUCGUGAACUUCAAUCUCGUAUGGCAGAGUAUCAGGAUGUAGCAACUGAUGCGGAUAUUCUAUUAUACAAUCCACUUAAAGCACGUGAGAAAGAACUUACUAUUGCAAAAUCUAAGAUCCAUCAUUAUGGCCUCUUUGCUUUGGAGCGUAUUAAAUCAAGUGAAUUCGUUAUUCAAUAUACUGGAGAACUUAUACGUCAAGCCGUUGCCGAUCUUCGGGAAAGAAAAUAUAAAGCUGAAGGUAUAGACGGAAGCUAUAUGUUUCGUGUUGGAGAUGAUACCAUUAUUGAUGCCACCAAGAUGGGAAAUAAUGCAAGGUUGAUAAAUCACUCGUGUGAUCCAAAUUGUAAUGCGAAAAUUCUUACUAUUAAAGGGAAGAAAAAGAUAGCAAUAUAUGCAAAACGAGAUAUUGAAUUUGGAGAAGAGAUUACUUAUGAUUAUAAGGCAAGUUAA